UCCUUUCCCCGCCAACUCGGCUCAGCACGCUGCCCGGCUGGCUGCAGCACCCCGAACCCGCAGGCAGGGAGCGCAGCCGCCCGGCCAGCCCCAGAGCCCGCCCCCCGCAGCAGCUUUACAGGCACCAGUCGGCUCGAAUGAAUUAAUGUCCCGGCGCUAGGCGGCCGGGGAGGGCAGGGGCUGUACCCAGGAGCUUGCGCACGGACUGGAGUCGGCCUUGGAGCCGUUGCUGCAGCGGGGAGCCGGCCCGCUCUGCUGGAGCCAGGGGAACCGGCUCAGGUGGCUGGAGUCGGCGUGGGAGCGGCCGCUGCGCAAAGGAGGCGGCUCGGGUGGCAACAGAGAGCUCGGCAUGACCCUCAAGUCGAGCCGGGGCCACAGUGUGAACAGCAUGCGGACGGCGCUCUCCGACCUGUACCUGGAGCACCUGCUGCAGAGCCGGCCCAAGCCUGAGGCCGUCGUGUAUCCAUCAAACACUGUGACCGAGGACAUCUACACCAACGGCUCAGCCAUGCUGGGCAGCCCGGCUCACAUGAACAGCCGGGAGGUGCGCAAGAUCCGGCUGGUCCAGUUCGAGAAGGUCACCGAGGAGCCCAUGGGAAUCACACUGAAAUUGAAUGAGAAGCAGAGCUGCAUGGUGGCCAGGAUUCUCCAUGGAGGCAUGAUACAUAGACAAGGCUCCCUUCAUGUGGGUGAUGAGAUCAUAGAAAUCAAUGGGCAAAGUGUGAGCAACCACUCGGUCGACCAGCUGCAGAAGAUGCUGAGAGAAGCCAAGGGGACGGUCUCAAUAAAAGUCAUCCCCAACCAGCAAAGCCGCCUCCCUGCUCUACAGAUGUUCAUGAGGGCCCAGUUUGACUAUGACCCCAAGAUGGACAGCCUGAUCCCCUGCAAGGAGGCAGGGCUGAAGUUCAAGACAGGGGACAUCAUCCAGAUCAUCAACAAGGAUGACAGCAACUGGUGGCAGGGCCGGGUAGAAGGGUCCUCCACGGAGUCAGCAGGGCUAAUCCCCUCCCCUGAACUACAAGAAUGGCGUGUGGCUAGUAUAACCCAGUCCAGUCAGAGUGAAGCCCAGAGCUGCAGCCCCUUUGGGAAAAAGAAGAAGUGCAAAGACAAAUACCUGGCCAAGCACAGCUCAAUUUUUGACCAGUUGGAUGUGAUUUCAUAUGAGGAGGUGGUGAGGCUGCCAGCCUUCAAGAGGAAGACCCUGGUGCUGAUAGGUGCAAGCGGGGUAGGUCGUAGCCACAUUAAGAAUGCCCUGCUCAGCAAGAACCCGGAGAAGUUUGGGUAUCCAGCUCCAUACACCACACGUCCCCAGAAGAAGAACGAAGUGGACGGGAAGGACUAUCACUUCAUCUCCACUGAGGAGAUGACCAGGGACAUCUCCACCAAUGAGUUCCUGGAGUUUGGGAGCUACCAGGGAAACAUAUUUGGCACCAAGUUUGAAACAGUGCAUCAGAUCCACCAGCAGGAUAAAAUCGCCAUCCUAGACAUUGAGCCCCAGACCCUGAAGAUUGUGCGCACUGCCGAGCUGUCCCCAUUCAUUGUCUUCAUCGCGCCAACAGACCAGGCCAAUCAGUCGGAGGCCUUGCAGCAGCUACGCCAGGAGUCGGAGAUCAUUUGCAGCCGCUACGCACACUACUUUGACCUGUCACUAGUCAACAACGGUGUGGAUGAAAGCCUCAAGCUGCUACAAGAAGCUUUUGAGCAGGCCUGCAGCUCACCCCAGUGGGUACCUGUCUCCUGGGUCUACUGAGCAGUUGUCCAACCCUGGCAGCUUCCUGUUACUCCCAUCCUGCAGAAUGGAAUGGUGGGAAACCCCUGAUCUACAUAGUGCAACACCCAGUCCCCUUUCCUUUUAACGUUCUAUGGCCCCAAUCUCACUUGGUCUAUUAUGCACAGGGUAAGUGCAGGGAUCUCCAAGCUCAAGCCACCAGUCCUUGUGCAUCAGCACUACUGUAGUGUGAAGCCUUCUCCCUGGCAUGUUGUUUGGGGGAGAAAUUCUAUUUUAUCUUAGGGGUUGCAUCCUAGUGCUACACAGGUGGGGCUAUAUAGCAUCCCUCCACUCAGCAACACUCCUACUGAUCACACAGGGAUGCUUUCCCAGUGACUGAGGGGGAAAAUAGGGGCCUGCUCCAGUAGCUAUUUUGCACUGUGCUUCACUCUUGAGGAAGACAGGAUGAAGGCACUUCUAACACCAUCAGCUCGGAAUCUUAUUUGGCCAUUUGCACAUUGUUAUCUGAUGCAGCUGGGCAGAAUGCACUGUUUGAAAAUCCUGGCCCUAGGCUUCAGAGUCUGCACAUGCUUGAGCCAAGGGGGCAGUUCAGAUUACACAGAGCUGUUCUUUCAGGCUAAGCCAGUGCUACCACAGCUUGUAUUCCAAGGGUUUUCUUCACAACCAGAAGGGCUAAUUAUUUUUAACUGUGAGCUGGAGUUGGUCACCCCAGGGGCUGGUCUUCCAUGCUGGAUGUGUGGAGUUCCUGUGCAGUUAUAACUUGACACCUCUGACCAUAGACACCACUAAGGCAACAAUGAUUAAAAUAACCCCUGGAGUCAGUAAAUUAGAUUGUCUGGACCCAAUCAUCUAUCCAUUACAUUACAUAGCAACAAGAGAGACUAUCCAGGCACAUUCACUGUGUCCAAGGAGUGCACCUACUCCAUACGUGCACAUACCCCAACCUCCACUUGUGGGGCUGCUUAAGCCCAAGACCCCCUCUGGUGCCAGAACUAAGUGUUGCCAGCAGGAUAGUGCUAGGGGCCCCUUUGGAGCAGCAAUUCUUCAAACCAUAAUCAAUGUCUAGCUCAAAGGACCUUUUUGUGUGCUUUAUUGUCAGGAAGGGUAGAGGGAAAGGGGAUUAACAUGUCUGAAAUCUACAAUUUUUAAGAAUGCCAAAAAACCUGAUAAUGUGCAAUAGGGACCUUUAUUCUAGUCCACUGCAGGGAAACACCACAUAGCAAUAAAAGUGUUGAAGUGGUUGCUUGGUUUCAUAGUUUGUACUGAGCUCAAUAGGUCACUGCAGCAUCUGUCCAAUGAAGUGCUCCCCAAGGAAACAGCUGAACUACAGUGAGGUAUUCCCUGCCCUUAGGACACUGCCAUCUGAGCUGCACACCUCUCUGCCCUUCAAGAGCAGAAAAGCUACAGGACUGCUCCACACUGGCCCUUAAAGGGGCAGGGAAUCACUGCUCAAUUUAUUCUCUGACACAGGACCAGCACAAGCUGGCUUUACUCCCUACACUUAACAAGAGCACUCACCCCUGCCCCUUUCCCUCCCACCAAACAGCAAAAGUCAGCCUUAUUAUGAAGGAAGUUAGGGCAAAGCCAGCAAUAUGCAUGUGUGGGUUGGUUCACAAACAGUCUCAGUGCCCUUUUAAAGGAAUAGGGCCUUCCAAUGCAAAAAUCCCAUGUUCCAAGCUGGCCAAGGUAGGUGCUGACCAAAACAAAUUGGUAAUUUAGUCAGUUCCUAUUAGAAGAUUCCAGAGCAGUACCAUCAUUACCUUUGCAAUCAGUCCUAGCAGCCAGCACCAACCAUCCUCUCCCCUGCAGCUCCUUCUCCCUGGGAAAGGAGGCAUAACUAAGGACAGAAUGGGGAAGAGGCCUGUCUCCUAGUAGCCCCCACCUCAAUGCAGAGUUGGCCAAUUAACUGAAGCACUGCCUCCUACCCAGCUUGAACAGCAACAAGUCAACACUUGAAAAAUAGUUUAUUUGUUUACUUUUUAUUAAAAAAAAAACUAAUAAAAAUCACAACUUUCUUUUCCCUUAAAUCCCUGACAGCCCCCAGCUGUGCUCACCACAUGUGUGUCUCCCUAGUACUGGAGAAGGGGAAAAAAGAGCAACACACAGUUAGGCAACUUUAGGCCUUUACUUCAGAUGGUAUUUGCUCAAUGCAGAGCAUCCUACCCCUCCCUGAAGGGGUUAAAAUAGGUAUAGGGAUAAAUCCAGUCACCCAGUAGCACCAGCAACCCACCACCUCCUGCCCGUGAGGCACCCCAGCAAGAGAACCUCGGUGCUUUGUUUGGAACAGACCAUCUGCUGCCCACAGCACAUUCAGCUUCAGCCAGCCGAGGGCUGGUGCCAAAGGCCUCCAAUCGCCAUACGCACUACCAUUUAGAGAACACAUGACCAGCCGACAUUUUCCAGAUCAUACAGGGCCUCUGGGCCCAGAGAUCUGUCCUGUCUCUCCAUUCCAGAAUUGAUUACGUGCCAAUACUGGGAAGGAGGGCUGAGGCAGUGGUGGACAUGGCCGUCAGAACAUGUAAAUGGGAGUUUGAUGAACAGCAAAUGGAGCCAGGUCCCUGCACUUUGAAACAAAAUGGGAGAAACCUCAAGUACAAAUUCUAAGCCUACACAAACUGAAAACAUGUACCUAAAACAUCUACCCUCCUGGGGGAGACACUGGGACUUGGCUAGUCGAGACUCAAGCCAAGCACUGCAAUUUAAAACCAAAGAACUUAAAAUAGCCAGUGUGAUCAUCCAGACCCCGGACGCUGCUCCAAGAGGGCGAGUGGCUCAGGCCAAUUCCUUCAGCUGUAAGAACAUUCUCUGUCAGGGUAAUGGCUCCCGGACCCACGAACAGAAGGAAAGGCAGGACUAGGAAGGGAGGCAUUAUCUCCAUUUGUGGAAAUAGCUCAAAACACUGGAGGUUAGGAGGGCCCAUGUUUAGCAGAAGCUGCUGGUUCUCUGAGAAGAGUUUUAUACAUAUCGAGGCAACCAGCUUAGCAGAGCAGAGUCCAGUGCAGUGAGUAAGUUUUACACUCUUCCCUCCAGCCACCCUUAAAACAGGAUGAGGAGAGGCUUAUGGUGAGCUUGCUGAGCCACACUGCAGACAUGCUUUUGUUUGUGUAAGCAACGGAUUAGAAGCCUCAUCACCCUUCUGCAGGCAGUGUUUCUGCAUUGCUGGGGAAUAGCUUUUGUUAUUUCUGUCUUCCAUCCAAAGCAGAUGGCCUUGUCUGGCUGGGAGGGAUCUAGCCACUUACUCCGAGCUCUCUUCAGCUUGCUUUUGUUUCUUCUUCUUCUUCUUCUUCUUGGUGCUGGUGUCACUGGCCUGCAGAGAAGAUGGAUCUCAGGAAGGGUGUCUGGGAAGGAAUCACUGCUGAUUUGUGACACCUUUCAGCAAGGACUAAUGAGGUAUUUAUAUAAGGAUUCAUCUUAACUACCCCCCAGGAGCUCUCAUCCAUGAGGGAAGAGUGACAUACCAUGCUGACACUCCCCUAUCCAAGGCUCCCCAAAACAAAAUCUGCCUGGCAGGGUAAUUACCAACAUGCAAUGCACCAAGUCCAGGAGCAUGUACACUGGAGAAGCAAUUGCCACUCCACACCAAUAGGCAUCUAGCCUGGUGCUCUAUCUCCAACUGUGCACUACUCCAGAGGCACCAGAAGAAGGCAUAAUAAUCUCUGCCAGACAAUUGUGAAAAAGAUACCCCAGGAGCAGAUUAUUCCUAACCCAUUAAACAAGGGCAGUCUGUAACAGCCCCUUCCACACCCUGCCCUACAGAUUAAUCUGUUUAUCCAUGGCAGGCCAGCCCCCAGGGACAGACAAUGGUGCCAACUAAGCUUAGCUAUAUUGAGGCGGCUUGCAGUGAUGUAACUCUAUACUGAUGGGGGAAAGCAGCGACCUACAUGGACAAAUUAAAUAGGUGUCUCAGGGUUUGUAAGUAUCACUAAGAGGGGUGUACAAGUAAUGCAGUGCAGCCACACUCCUAGCUCUGCAGCACCAUCAAGCUACCUACCACUUCCAUUAGCUCCCCUCCGCUCUCUGCAGCUUCUUUGGCUUUCUUCUCUUUUUUCUUCUUUUUCUUUUCCUUCCUGCUCUGCUCCUCUGGUUGCGGAGUGGCCGGAGAGGAUGGA
Caretta caretta (loggerhead turtle) is the source of this 5838-nucleotide messenger RNA. RefSeq names its product MAGUK p55 scaffold protein 1 (gene MPP1). Lineage: Eukaryota; Metazoa; Chordata; Testudines; Cheloniidae. The record is from RefSeq and is a predicted model, not a curated record. Gene Ontology annotation, molecular function: protein binding.